Messenger RNA from Mesocricetus auratus (golden hamster), 3880 nucleotides. RefSeq names its product solute carrier family 17 member 2 (gene Slc17a2). Bases 448 to 1884 code for a protein of 478 amino acids. Gene Ontology annotation, molecular function: transmembrane transporter activity. Gene Ontology annotation, biological process: transmembrane transport; monoatomic anion transport. Lineage: Eukaryota; Metazoa; Chordata; Mammalia; Rodentia; Cricetidae. The transcript has 14 exons. The record is from RefSeq and is a predicted model, not a curated record.
CAGGAUUGGCUUGAUGCUAUUACAUCAUUUAAUCUGGUCGUCACACAGAGAUAAAAGCACUCUCACGUAUUCCGGGUACUUCCUGUGAGCCACACUCUUCUGCUUAUCGAUGGCAAGAUUCUUUUGAAGACUAAGAACUCAACAGGAUGCUAAUUACUAAACUAUCAGAGAUGCAUUUAUUAAUUUUACAAGCACUCAAAAACAUACCAACUGCAGCCUGAGGAUCUCCAUUUGGAAAUGGUGCCUGGUUCCAAAGUGAAGAAGAGGCUUUCUUACAAAAUAACCAUCCAAUCAAGAACCUGAGGCUUGAGAGGUCACUGGUAUCAAGGGCUACAGUGGUCAGUGGUCACUAGCCAGAAGAACGUGUCAAAGUCUGUCGUGGUGACAGCGAUUUGGGAUAGAGGGGAACUCCACCACAGAGUACACACCAUUCCCCAGAGAAGCAAAAUGGAUGAGAAGCCAACAACCAGGAAAGAUUCAGGUUUCUGCUCAUUGCGCUAUGGGCUGGCUCUCAUCAUGCACUUCUCCAACUUCACCAUGAUAACGCAACGUGUGAGUCUGAGCAUUGCCAUCAUUGCCAUGGUGAACAGUACACAGCAUCAGGACCCAGAUAACACAUCCACUGAGGGGCCUUUGACAGACCCCCUCAGUAACCAGAGCAGAAGCAUCAAGGACUUUGGCACACGGGCUGCUGUUUAUCAGUGGAGCACAGAGACUCAGGGCAUCAUCUUUAGCUCCAUCAGCUAUGGAAUCAUACUGACGCUAAUACCAAGUGGAUAUUUAGCAGGGAUAUUUGGAGCAAAACACAUACUUGGUGCUGGUUUGCUCAUCUCAUCCCUACUCACAUUGUUUACUCCAAUGGCUGCUGAAUUUGGAGUGAUUUUGGUCAUUGCCAUUCGAACAGUCCAGGGGAUGGCCCAGGGAAUGGCAUGGACCGGUCAGUUUACAAUUUGGGCAAAGUGGGCUCCUCCACUUGAACGGAGCAAGCUCACCAGCAUUGCUGGCUCAGGGGCUGCAUUUGGGUCCUUCAUCAUCCUCUGUGUAGGGGGAUUAAUCACACAAGCAUUGGGCUGGCCUUUUGUCUUCUAUAUCUUUGGUAGCAUUGGCUGUGUCUGCUGUGUCCUGUGGUUCACAGUGAUUUAUGAUGACCCCAUGAAUCACCCAUGCAUAAGUGGGAAGGAAAAGGAACAUAUCACAUCCUCACUGGCUCAGCAGUCUAGUUCUCCCAGAAGAUCCAUCCCCAUCAAGGCUAUGGUCAGAUGCCUGCCACUGUGGGCCAUUUUCAUGGGGUUUUUCAGUCAUUUCUGGCUAUGCACCAUAAUCAUUACAUACCUACCGACAUACAUCAGUACGGUGCUCCACGUUAACAUCAGAGAUAGUGGGGUUCUGUCCUCCCUGCCUUUUAUUGCUGCCUCAAGCUGUACAGUUUUAGGAGGUCAGAUGGCAGAUUUCCUUCUGUCCAGGAAUCUUCUCAGCUUAAUCACAGUUCGAAAACUCUUUUCAUCCCUGGGGCUCCUUCUUCCAUCGCUCUGUGCUGUGGCCCUGCCUUUUGUGACUUCCAGUUACAUAACAACCAUUGUUUUGCUGAUUCUCAUUCCUGGGACCAGCAAUUUGUGUGACUCCGGGUUCAUCAUCAAUACCCUAGAUGUUGCCCCCAGAUACGCAAGUUUCCUCAUGGGCAUCUCAAGGGGAUUUGGGCUUACUGCAGGAAUCAUCUCUUCCACUACCACCGGAUUCCUCAUCAGUCAGGAUUCUGAAUCAGGAUGGAGGAAUGUGUUUUUCUUGUCUGCUGCUGUCAACAUGUUUGGUCUGAUUUUUUACCUUAUAUUUGGACAAGCAGAAAUCCAGAACUGGGCCAAAGAAAGAACUCUCACCCGCUUCUGAGGAUAUAGAGUUGCAGACCCAAAUGAAGUUACUGCUGCCUGGGAGGGAGCCCCACACCUUUAGAAAGCCCUGUGGAUUUGGCUGGCGUCUUAACUGCUGAACGCUGCAUACUGGACUUUCUCUGCUGCCACCUGAUUUGUUUUCUUUGUGGGACUUGGCACUGAUUCUGACAGGACUGCUAACUCAGCAAUCCAAGGUCAUUGCCCUGUUGCUUCAUGGGUAGGAUGUCAUCAUGCUUACCAUCCUCCCUCUUCCUUUAGAUGUGGAUAUCAACAUUCCUCCUCUCAGGAAUUGUAGCUUUCUAUCUUCAUGUCUUGUCGAUGUACCUCUAACUCCUAUAUAUAGACUAGUUUCAUUUGUGGUUUUCCAUAUGCCCAGAAAAAUAUACAUACUCAAAUACUUUGUAAGCAUCGAACCAGAGGACCUUUCCUUUGGUCAUAAUGUAUAACCCUCAUCACCAAGCCAACACUUGUGGUGAUAUCUUUCUUGUACAAAUAAAGCUUGUCUGAAGAUCAGAGGAUGGAGGUUGCCACUAGCUAACCAUAGAGGUCAGGAGGUCUGUACAGACAAACAGGAAGUGAGAUGGUUGGGCAUAGAGAGGACAUAAUCAGGAAGAAACAGGAACUCACUCUCUUUUCUGCUGGGAAGGUAAUGAGGUAAAGGUAGCUUUGGCUUGCUCCUUCUUCUCUCUGAUCUUUCAACAUUUCCCUUUAUAUCCAACUCCGUGUUUUUAUUUUUUAGACCAAUUAAGAACUCCACUUACAAACACUCCUUAAUACAUCUUUGCAUCAUACUUGUUUUUCUACCUGGAAAACAGUUAAGUGCUGUUGAAAAUCCUUUGAAAUGUUCCCAGACAGAAUCACUCACCCAGUAUCAUAUUUUCACCUUUUAUCUUAAAACCCUGUACCUUUCUUUGUUCUACCUGAAUGUAAUCUCUCUGAAAGUAGUAGAAUAAGAGGAAAUAACCAAAAUGAGCAUACCAAAAGAAAUAAAAGUAGCAAUAGACCCAUCAGUGUUGCAUAAGGAGUGAAUAGAAGCUAGAUACUAAAGGCUGAAGCGACUGUCAGUGAACCACCACAUGCCAGUGGAAUGGCUCAGUGGGUAAAGCACUUGGUGCCCAAGCUUGAUGACCUGAGUUCUAUUCCCAUAACCCAUGUAAAGGUGGAAAAAGAGUACUGACUGCACAAAGUUACCCUCUGACCUACACAUGCAAACUGUGGCAUGUACAUGCCACACCCCACAUUAAUAAUAAAUAAAAAUUGCAAAAAUCUUAAUACAUGAAGUUAGACAGGAAGCAGAGCCGAGCUGUAAACCUCAAGGGCAGUCAUUCUCUCCACUCUUCUCUUCUUGCUACUGAACCUCACCUUCUGAAAGUCCUACAAUCUCCCAAAACAGUACCCUCAUCUGGGGACCAAGUUUUUCAAACACAUGAGGCUGUAUGUAAUGGUAUGAGAUGACAUGGGAUGAUGUUUCAAUCAGAAUCUUCUAGAAUAUUCUCUUCUCCCACUUUCAUAAGACUUGAUGUCUUCAAGACAGGAAGUGCUGUGUUAUCCAGUGUCCAGUACUAAGAUGAGUUAGAAAGGUAGCAGCCACUGACCCUUGGUCACUAUCUAUGAAACAGAUACUUGUGAAUUUUGGAGGUUGCUUUUCCCAUUUUUGUAUAAUCUGUCCUGAGGGGUAUGAAAAAUUGAAGUCCUACCCUAACACAAAUGUAUGUGUACAAAUAUAGAUGUAUCAUAUUCAGGAUCAUUCAGUAUGCAGAGCAACUUGGGAGAGAAAAUAAACCUUAUGAGAAUCUUUUCUUUUGAGAAUACAAAAUAAUGAGUUUCUUAUGACAUCUUCAUUUGUGUAUAUCAUUAUACUUUUAGAUAUGAGUGUCUUCAUUUUGAAGAAGUGAUUGGGAUAAAUAUGUUGGGGCUUAUGUAGAUGGAAAUUUCUGUCCUGCCCUGUCCCACAGUUGUUUAGUCCCAAAUAAACACACAGAGGUUUAUAUUAA